AUGUCCUUGAGCCCAAAGCACUCAACCCCUUUCUCAGUGACAGAUAUUUUAAGCCCGAUCGAGGAGACCUUUAAAAAGUUUGCAGGCAUGGACAGCACACCAAACCUCGCCUCUCCCCUUGGUGCGUACCGGCAACCUCAAGUGUCUCAACCCAGCAUGCAGCAACACAGCAUGGGUCACAACGCCGCGGUAGCGACGAGCUAUCAUAUGCCACACAACGUGUCUCAGUUCUCACACACUAUGGGAGGAUACUGCAACGGGAGCAUCGGUAACAUGGGCGAUCUCCCGUCAUACCAAGAAACCAUGAGGAACGGCGCAACAGCAACGGCUUGGUACGGCGCAAACCCAGAACCUCGCUACCCAGCAAUUCCCAGGUUUAUGGGGUCAUCCACUGGUAUGAAUAUGGGGACACUGACAGGGAUGGAUGCUAAAUCAAUGGUGACUUUACACGCUGCGCCAAGAAGAAAACGGCGCGUUCUCUUUUCUCAGGCCCAGGUGUACGAGCUAGAACGGAGAUUUAAACAACAGAAAUACCUCUCGGCGCCCGAACGAGAACAUCUAGCCAGCAUGAUCCAUUUGACGCCGAAUCAGGUCAAGAUUUGGUUUCAGAAUCACAGGUACAAAAUGAAACGCCAAGCGAAGGACAAGGCGGCGCAGCAGUUGCAACAGGACAGUGGAAACUUGUGUUCCCAGCAACAGUCACCGAGACGAGUGGCCGUUCCUGUGCUGGUCAAGGACGGCAAGCCCUGUCAGAACGGUUCUAACACACCGACAUCGGGGCACCAGCACGUACAGCAGCAUCAGAAUAGUUCCACGGGCGUAAUGGCAGCAGUCGGGAAUCAUCAAAACCAAACAGUCGACACGUUAGCGUCUGCUGACGACCUGGAAGAAAUGUCACCCAGCCCGCCUAUUCUCCACGGCCAGAUUAACGGUUUGUCUCAAACGGACGCCGCACUCAUCGAAUACACCACUAACAUGGUCAGCUCGAACCUGCUUUACGGCAGAACUUGGUAGGCUGAUAUUGGAGGACACCCCCGCCCCACUUCUGCGAUGAAAUGAACUGAAUUGCACGUUAUGGAAGAUCACCUCAAAA
Messenger RNA from Electrophorus electricus (electric eel), 1093 nucleotides. RefSeq names its product NK2 homeobox 4b (gene nkx2.4b). Gene Ontology annotation, biological process: cell differentiation; regulation of transcription by RNA polymerase II. The record is from RefSeq and is a predicted model, not a curated record. Gene Ontology annotation, molecular function: RNA polymerase II cis-regulatory region sequence-specific DNA binding; DNA-binding transcription factor activity, RNA polymerase II-specific. Gene Ontology annotation, cellular component: nucleus. NCBI's taxonomy places the organism in Eukaryota, Metazoa, Chordata, Actinopteri, Gymnotiformes, Gymnotidae.